AUGGGGAAGAUCUUCAACGCUGCAGAAGUUGCUAGUCAUAACACCAGCAAAAGUUGCUGGGUAGUCCUAUAUGGAAAAGUCUACGAUGUGACCAAUUUCGUCGCCGAGCAUCCAGGAGGCGCAAAUGUGAUUCUAAGGCUCGCAGGAAAGGAUGCAACCGAGGAAUAUGAUCCUGUACAUCCUGAAGGCACGCUCGAGGGCAACCUCAAGCCCGAGGCACUUCUCGGCAGUAUUGAUCCCGCCACAAUGCCUAAGUCUGAGACACCAUCAGGAGGCUCUGAGAAGACUUUAGAAGACGUGCCAGUGCACACGCUCCUCAAUAUGGAUGAAUUUGAAGAACUUGCCACGAAAAAGAUCAGCAAGAAAGCGUGGGCAUACUACUACUCCGCGGCCGACGACAAGAUCACGAAGCGCUUGAACACUGAGGCCUUCCGCUCAAUUCUCUUACGACCUCGGGUCUUCAUUGAUUGUACAGAGUGCAAUCUCGACACCUCUUUAUUAGGGAACCGACUUUCUCUGCCUAUAUAUGUGUCCCCAGCCGCCCAGGCUCGUCUGGGUCAUCCAUCUGGUGAAGCAGGCAUUGCCGAGGCAUGCAAUAGUAUGGGUGCGCUACAAAUCAUCUCAAACAGUGCAUCCAUGACGCCAGAACAAAUUGUCGCCAACGCCACACCGGACCAGGUAUUUGGAUGGCAACUCUAUGUAAACGACGAUCGAAGCAAAAGCGAAGCCAUGAUUGCGCGAGUCAACAAACUUGACGCGAUCAAAUUCAUCGCCCUAACUCUUGACACGCCAGUUAUGGGCAAAAGAGAGGAUGACCAGCGUUUCGGCAAUGUCAUCGACGAACUCACGGAACAGUCAUCACCUGAAGCCUUUAAGCAGCGCGAGAAGCAAGCCUUUGCAGGCAUGGAUCCGAGUCUAACCUGGACGGAGACCCUCGCCUGGUUGGCGAAACAUACCACUCUCCCUGUUGUCCUUAAAGGUAUCCAGACGCACGAGGAUGCCUAUAUUGCCUCCUUGCAUCGGCCACAGGUGAAGGGGGUUAUCCUUUCCAACCACGGCGGUAGAUCUCUUGAUACCUCACCCCCGGCGGUUCAUACGCUGCUUGAAAUACGGAAAUACUGCCCUGAUGUUUUUGAUAAGAUUGAGGUGUGGAUGGAUGGUGGUGUGAGAAGAGGAACGGAUGUUGUCAAGGCUCUUUGCUUAGGUGCCAAGGGCGUUGGUAUUGGGCGGCCUCCACUCUGGGGCUUGGCUGCUGGAGGUGUCGAUGGCGUGAAGAGGACAUUACAGAUUUUGGCGGAUGAGACCAAGACUUGCAUGCGUUUGCUUGGGGUUCAGAGAGUAGACCAACUUGGAAUGCAGCAUAUCAAUUCCCGACUAGCUGAAAGGCAGAUCUACGAUGGACCGUCCGGUCUUGAGCCUAAAUCCCGACACCAACUAUCCGACACUCGCUUGAUCCUCGAUGCGCUCAAGAAAUUUGGCGAAGUCAAUACAUUCAAGAACCUCAAGUUCGACUUCCAUCACGCGAAACCAAAUAACAUCAAUCGCUGCAUUCGUGUGAUCUUCGACGAAAAAGAAGCAGCAGAACGCGCCAUCGCCGCAUCGCCUCUGAAAGUCUCCAUUUCCCAACGACAACCACAAUCACAAUCACAACCAGCAAACAACCCCUCGUCCACCGAACCCUCUUCCUCAAACCCAUACACAGACUCCGCCCUCAGCAAACACACCUCAACUUCCCACAUCGCCCCCGCGAAUCAAGUAAUAACCUGCUCAAUCGAGCCAGACACCCACACAGAAGCAAUGAUAACCUCACGCACAAUGUUCAACGUCUACUCCACCCGCAAAAAGGACAAUCACAUUCUCCAUGACCUCAUGGGUCCAGAAACAAACAUACCGCUCCCACAACUAGCCGAUACGAUCAAACGCGAAGGGCUGGACCAUUACGACAAGAAAAGGAGGCCGGAUCCCAACGCGCCGACCUUAAUGGAGCUUUACAGAGAGGGCGUACAAGCUGCCGCUGAUGCAAAGAACCCGCGCUCGAAAAUCGUUACGUUGGAAGAGGCGCAUAAAUCGCGUCAGCAUCAGCAUCAGCACGAGCACGAGGCGACUGCUCGCGAAAGCGGGUUGAAGCGAUUGGCUAAGGAGAAGACACAUCACCUUCAGACGGCGGAAGAUUGA
This is a messenger RNA of Penicillium waksmanii, 2175 nucleotides long. RefSeq lists its product as uncharacterized. NCBI's taxonomy places the organism in Eukaryota, Fungi, Ascomycota, Eurotiomycetes, Eurotiales, Aspergillaceae. The transcript has 7 exons. The coding region runs from base 1 to 2175 and encodes 724 amino acids. The record is from RefSeq and is a predicted model, not a curated record. Gene Ontology annotation, molecular function: oxidoreductase activity; heme binding.